AUGUCCACGCUGACAAACUCUCCUCCAAAUGCGUCCGCCAACUCCGUCUCAUCCUUCUCACCCAUUCCAUCGCCACCAUUAGCCGCUGAGAUGAUCAAACUCCCCCCCUCCCCGCUAGAAGGAGAGCACAAUCUCUUCUUCUCACCACCCCCGGCCUCUCCAAUCCAAGUCACAUUCGACUCUGCCACGAAACGCAGCCCCAAUCCAGCCCAAUUCAUCACCCCCUCCAGACCACGCGCAGGUUCUCCCCAGAGAAAAAUAAGACCGUUGUCCGCGAGUGGCAUUGCCGGGAUGCCUCCGCCUAUGCAGAGAGCACACUCCUCUCCCGGUGUUGAUUCCUCUGGUCGAUAUGUGACCCCUUAUGGUUCGGCACGCAGGCCGAUAUCCCCAUUACCCAUGGCGAGAAGACGAAGUCCGUUACGUUCGGCUAUGGAAGAGCCGUAUCCUGGAGCCCCAUCAUGGAGUGGUCUCAGUAUCGAACCGAACAUCCCUGAAAACGAAGAGCUCGAACUCUCAGAGCUCGACCUGUCACAACAGUCGCCCAUGUCAUCCUUUUCGAACACAUUCCCUCGAUCUCGGCGGCGGACCACGAGCCCACUCCAUCAAAGUGCGAGCGCUCCGUCAUUACAUUCUAGGGCCAUGAGUCCUGGCAUUUCUGGGAGCACAUCACCUCUACCACUAGGGACACCUCAAAAAUACACCAAUGAGCCAUAUCCCAUGUAUUCCUUCAGUUCUGCGUCCUCGAUCCCGAGCACACCUACAUCUAUUCGAUCCCGAUCACCAUCGAUCAGUUCUCUCGAAACAAUCGAAGAUAUUCCCGAUGCCGAAGAGGCUGCCAUGCUCGAAGACGAGGAGGGCAAGCAAAGGGGCGAGGACGGCGAGCCAAGGAGGGUUUCGAUGGAACUUCGAGGGAGCAACCUACGGAGUAACAAGGAACGAAAACGAUGGUCUGUCUGCGGCGCAGAGAGAAGGGCGGAUUUCUCGUUGGAGCCCAUUGAAGAAUGA
Messenger RNA from Exophiala aquamarina CBS 119918, 1005 nucleotides. RefSeq lists its product as uncharacterized. The transcript has a single exon. The record is from RefSeq and is a predicted model, not a curated record. The coding region runs from base 1 to 1005 and encodes 334 amino acids. NCBI's taxonomy places the organism in Eukaryota, Fungi, Ascomycota, Eurotiomycetes, Chaetothyriales, Herpotrichiellaceae.